This is a messenger RNA of Glarea lozoyensis ATCC 20868, 1947 nucleotides long. RefSeq lists its product as uncharacterized. The record is from RefSeq and is a predicted model, not a curated record. The transcript has a single exon. Lineage: Eukaryota; Fungi; Ascomycota; Leotiomycetes; Helotiales; Helotiaceae. Bases 1 to 1947 code for a protein of 648 amino acids.
AUGGCACUUACGUUGGAGUCUCUUGACCUGCUGGUUUUAGAGCGUAUCUGUGAAUAUCUAGACAGCGAAACAGACACAAGGCGCGACUUAUGGGCUUUCUCUUUGACGAGCAGAUGCUGCUAUACUGCAUCUGCAAUUCAACGUCUCUGUCAAAUUAAACUCAAUAUACCUUCUCCAGAUCAAUGCCAGAGUGAGUUAUCACGAUGGGACGAAAUACUGAACGCAGAUCGCGGUCAUCGCCACGUGCGGCGGCUCAAGGUCACGAAUGAAUUGAGGAACAGAACAAAUGGCGGACCAAUGAAGGAAGACGGGAAGCCAGAUAACGAUAUUACAGGCUGGAGAGAUUGCAGUUUCUUUGACGUGCAAGAUUUCUGUCAUCCGCCGAAAGACCUGAAAAGGGGUUCGGGACAAUGGGGUGAUGAUGCUAGUAAAUCCGAAGCCUGGGUACCUUUGGCUCAUUUUAUACAACAACUCAGUGGACUUCAGGAUUUAGUUUGGAGUUAUGGCUAUUGCAUGCCCGCUCAGAUACUCUUUGCCAUUGCAUCUCUCGGUUGCCGCCUUCAUAUGCACGAAUUCCGCCUCUGGAGCCUCAUUCAACCUCGUGAUAGUCCCCAGCCUAUUGAUGCAGACGAGUAUGCACUUUUAACGUCACCAUAUCUAUACAGUAUCGUCAUUCGGAUAGUUGGUUUUGCCGAGGGCUUCAAAGUAGAUUACAGUCGAGAGGCUGUAAUUCGAAUGAUUGCUGGUGUUGCGCCUAAUCUAGCGCAUGUGCAGCUAGUUCCUAUUCAUCAAGGUGUUUCUCUUGAGCUAGAUCAGAAUAUUGAGCUUGGAAAGCCUCCUUGGCGUGGAUUCUUUCUGAAAGAAACGCCCAAUACAAAACUACCGUUUGCUGGCAAACUGAGAAGUCUGGUUUUCGACGGUUGGGUAGACUGUGGUCUUGAGUACUGGGCUUCACUUACAGACUUUAGCUAUCUCCGAUGUCUUGACCUGCCAUGGAAUCACGCCGAUGGUAUUACUAUGGCUCAGAUGGCUAUACGUGGUUGUUUCAAGCAUCUACAUACCUUAAAAUUAGGCGAAAUCGAGGACGAGUCUGACGAGGGGCAAAAAUCGCUGACUCAAUUCUUUGAAAACAUACAUCCCCUUCGACAGCUUCGGCUGAGUGGUUAUAUCAACAGCGAAACCUUCGACGUUAUCGUACAACGACAUGGUAGAACUCUUUUAAGCCUAGAAGUAUCUCCUCCACCCCGUGACGACGUAGAGUCAAAAACACCUCCAGUCGCUUUCAACAACGAGGUCGUGCAGCGCUUAGCGGAUCUAUGCCCCAAUUUAGAACAAAUCAGCAUUCCACUUGUCAGAACACGAGGGGAUGCCGAAGAGACUGGUAUAUAUCGUGCGCUCAGGAGGCUUCCGCGGUUAAGGUGUGCUUUGUUACGUCUGUCAUACACUAUAGGACCCGAGGACGAUGGGUCGUGGGAUGAAGGAGUAGGAAAAGACGAUCCACCGGCGGCCUACUUCCAUGACCCCGAAGACCUACCUCCCGCGUAUCUUCGUGAAGUUUUCAGUAACAUCGCAGUAGAUGAAACCCUAGCGCUUUCAAUCUUCAACACCAUAGCUUCUGGUGGAAGUUUGAAGUAUCUGAAGCUUGAAAUUGACAUGCAGUGCACUAGUCAACUAUACCAUACGGGCUUUCUUGCCCUGCUGCGAUGGUUUAGUCGAUCGUGGAUCUUAAAGCGCGACGUCCGAGGGAAAGACACUGCAGUCGAGAUUCAGUCAGAGGAAACUGCUAGAGCUGGUGAGGAAUGGAUAUAUCAGAUGAGCGAAGAGGGGAUGGCUGCUGACAGAGGGGAGGAGGUGUAUGUGGAGGCGUUCAAGGCUUUGUGGCCGCAGAAGACGAAAGAGUGGUGGAAUGACUGGACGAGUCUUCCGCUCUCAAAUUUGGAGACUUAA